Lachnellula hyalina is the source of this 555-nucleotide messenger RNA. RefSeq names its product Histone acetyltransferase type B subunit. Lineage: Eukaryota; Fungi; Ascomycota; Leotiomycetes; Helotiales; Lachnaceae. The coding region runs from base 1 to 555 and encodes 184 amino acids. Gene Ontology annotation, cellular component: Rpd3L complex; Rpd3L-Expanded complex; cytoplasm. Gene Ontology annotation, molecular function: histone binding. The transcript is spliced from 2 exons. The record is from RefSeq and is a predicted model, not a curated record. Gene Ontology annotation, biological process: regulation of gene expression.
AUGAUUGGAACCGUCUCGGACGAUCUUACCUUACAAAUCCUUGAUGUUCGGCAAAGCGAGACUAAUAAGUCAGCUUCUCAAGGUCAAGGCCAUACUGAUGCUGUCAAUUCAUUAGCAUUCAACCCAGCGUCGGAGUUCGUCCUAGCGACUGGCUCAGCUGACAAAACGAUUGCGCUCUGGGACUUGAGGAAUUUGAAGGACAAGCUCCAUUCGCUUGAGGGUCACAGCGACAUCGUUACGUCACUGGCAUGGCACCCAUUCGAGGAGGCUGUCUUGGCAAGUGGGAGUGACGAUCGUCGUGUGAUAUUCUGGGAUCUUAGCAGAGUCGGAGAAGAACAAUUACCAGACGACCAAGAGGAUGGCCCACCAGAGCUCAGCAGGCUGUUUAUGCAUGGUGGCCACACAAACAGCGUAGCAGAUUUCUGCUGGAACUUGAAUGAACCAUGGGUUGUGUGCAGCGCUGCUCAAGACAACCUCAUCCAAAUCUGGAAAGUAGCUGAGGCGAUUGUUGGAAAGGAUCUUGAAGAUGUCCCGAUGGAUGAGAUUGAGAGAUGA